CUGCAUCGGCUCCCGCACCGUAGGGAACGAGGUGAUUGCGGUGGACUGGAAGGGGCUGCGAGAGGUGGACCAGAUCAACAUGGAUAGCACCAGCUCGCUACACGGCAGCAGCAUCCACCGGCCCUCCACGGAGCAAACACGGACAGAUUUCUCUUGGGACGGCAUUAAUCUCUCUAUGGAAGACACAACCUCCAUCCUUCCCAAGCUGAAGCGGAACUCCAAUGCGUACGGGAUCGGAGCCCUUGCUAAAUCUUCUUUCUCUGGGAUGUCUCGCAGCAUGAAGGAUCACGUCACCAAACCCACUGCCAUGGGGCAAGGACGCGUCGCUCACAUGAUCGAGUGGCAGGGCUGGGGCCAGGGCGCAAGCCAGCAGCAGCACGUCCACACCCACGAAAACAUCCGCAAGGACGCCGACGCCUACUCCGACCUGAGCGAUGGGGAGAAGGAGGCCCGAUUCCUGGCAGGAGUGAUGCAGCAAUUUGCUAUCUCUGAAGCCACCCUCAUGGCUUGGUCUUCCAUGGACGGUGAGGAUGUCAGUGUCAACUCCACCCAGGAGAACCAGGCUGGCAACUACAGAGAGAACUACCAGGAGAUGAUGGAGAACCAGGACCCCCUGGCCCAGGCGCAGUACGACAGCUGGCCCCACUCCUACGUCUCCCAAGGCAUGUAUUGCCUGGGCUCCUCCGACGCCUGGGAGACGAGCGACCAGUCCCUCAUCGCUUCCCCAGCUGCCGGCUCCUACGCCGGCCAGAACUUUGACGAGUCCCAGCCCAACCUGCAGGAGAGCCAGGCCCUGCUCCCAAAUACAGGCCUAGUGGAUGUUUGGCCUGCUCAGACAGUUCCUAGCGCUGGUGGUGGCGGCGACAGCGCAGAAUCCAGCACCUUAGUAGGCGUUCACAUGGAGGAGGAAGGGAACCCCUUGCUGGAGAAAGCCCCGCUCUUGAACAAGAAGCCCUCGCCUGAGGAGGAUGACGUGGUGUGCCGAGACCUGGAGUCCCUUUCUCCUCGGGAGGAGCCAGAGCCCACCGCCCUCAGCCGCAAGGUCUCUGACGUCACGUCGUCCGGGGUGCAAUCUUUCGACGAGGAGGAAGGCGAAGCCAACAACUGACGCUGUCGCGGAGAACCCUUUUUGCCGUUAUGCAUGGGAAACAUCGGGGGGGGGGGAGUGACAGGGAAGCCCCUCUCCAGCUCCUCAGAUUCCCCAGGCACAUGAGCACA
Messenger RNA from Euleptes europaea (tarantolino), 1218 nucleotides. It is a transcript of the gene FAM131B, whose product is annotated as family with sequence similarity 131 member B. Bases 80 to 1108 code for a protein of 342 amino acids. The record is from RefSeq and is a predicted model, not a curated record. The transcript has 8 exons. NCBI's taxonomy places the organism in Eukaryota, Metazoa, Chordata, Lepidosauria, Squamata, Sphaerodactylidae.